CCGCCCGCCCCAGCCAUGAAGCCGCUCUGCGGGGCUGCGCUCCUGCUGCUGCUGCUCUGCCCUGCCGCCAGCGCCCAGAGCCCGUGCGUCUGCGAGAAGAACAAGCGUGUCACCAACUGCAGGACGGACGGCAGCGGCCAGUGUCGCUGCGAAGCCAUCGGCUCCGGAGUCACCGUGGACUGCUCCACCCUGACUUCAAAAUGCCUGCUGAUGAAAGCAGAAGUGAUGGGCUCCAAAUCGGGUCGUCGUGAGAAGCCAAAAGAUGCGAUUGAAGAUACCGACGGUCUCUACGAUCCUGACUGUGAAAACAGCGGCGCUUUCAAGGCGAAGCAGUGCAAUGGAACCACCUGUUGGUGUGUGAAUACGGCUGGAGUUAGGAGAACUGACAAACACGACGCAGACUUGAAGUGCAAUCAGUUAGUCAGAACGAUGUGGAUCAUCAUUGAAAUGAAACAUGCUGAGAGAAAUGCUCCUCUGAACGCUGAAUCUUUAAAGAAGUUUUUCAUGGAUACCAUUACCAGUCGUUACCAGCUGGAUGGCCGCUACAUAACCAGUGUUCUGUAUGAAAACCCUUACAUUACUAUUGAUUUGAAGCAAAAUUCCUCAGAAAAAUUAGUUGGAGAUGUGGAUAUAGCUGAUGUGGCCUACUACUUUGAGAAAGAUGUGAAAGGUCAGUCCAUCUUUCAUAAUAGUGCCGGGCUAAACGUCAGCAUUGACAACGAGCCGGUGAAGCUUGAGAAGACAGCGGUCUACUACAUUGACGAAAUAGCACCGGAGUUUUCCAUGAAGUCUCUGACUCCCGGCCUCAUUGCUGUCAUUGUGGUGGUAGUAGUAGCAAUAGUGGCUGCAAUUGUUGUCCUGGUCCUGACAAGGAGGAGGAAAGGGAAGUACGUGAAAGCUGAGGUGAAGGAAAUGAAUGAAAUGCAUAGAGGGCUGAAUGCCUAACUAAAUCAACUGAAGACAAGCCAGAUUCAAGCUAGAAGACAACAAAAACAUUGGAGGCAUGAAUCUUAACUCUUAAUUUCCUCCUGAAAGGGAGGCAAUUGUUCUCACUUAAUGAUUGUUAAAACUCUUAACAGCCAAGACCGGUAACUAUUCAACUACUUUUACUAUUUGUUGAGAGUUAAAUGCCCCGUCUUACUCAAGUAAAACUUAACUAUUGCUCCCUGAUUUUAUUUUUUUUUUAUGAUGAUGAAACGAGUUGACAACUGCUGUUACUAGGGUUUUGGAGCAUACAUGCCUGAAUGGUUAUUUUACCCUUGUGGGAGUUUUAUUGAAAGUAAUGAUUUUGUAGCCAUGUUGUAAUGAGACUGUCUCCUGUGUAACUGAACACAACGUUUUUAUGGCAGUUUGUACAUAUUUGAAGAUGCUGUAACUUUUUUAUGACUUGAAUUAAUAAAACUUUGAAACAGGCUUCUAA
Molecule: messenger RNA, 1420 nt
Organism: Passer domesticus (house sparrow)
Lineage: Eukaryota; Metazoa; Chordata; Aves; Passeriformes; Passeridae
Gene: EPCAM
Product: epithelial cell adhesion molecule
Exons: 9
Coding region: 16-945 (309 amino acids)
Cellular component (GO): bicellular tight junction; membrane
Molecular function (GO): cadherin binding involved in cell-cell adhesion
Source: RefSeq, a predicted model, not a curated record